Molecule: messenger RNA, 4562 nt
Organism: Loxodonta africana (African savanna elephant)
Lineage: Eukaryota; Metazoa; Chordata; Mammalia; Proboscidea; Elephantidae
Gene: CLCN7
Product: chloride voltage-gated channel 7
Exons: 24
Coding region: 849-3050 (733 amino acids)
Biological process (GO): transmembrane transport; chloride transport
Cellular component (GO): intracellular membrane-bounded organelle; lysosomal membrane
Molecular function (GO): voltage-gated chloride channel activity
Source: RefSeq, a predicted model, not a curated record
ACAGACUGCUGGGGCCGAGGGGACGGCAGCCAGGAGGCUCUCUGAGACCCAGUGACUACAGAGAUAGAGUGCAGAGCCAGGCCAGGGUGAGUGUGGCAUGCUGGGGGAUGGGAGUCUGACUCCCAGGGGGCUAGACAGCAGUAGAGAGUAAGGGGGCAGCAUCUCUGACCUCAGUGUAGACUCACCCGAUCCCCAGAGCAAGCCCCCACCUUACGCUCGGGCCCACUGCCCACAGUCACCGCUGCAUGGGUAAGGUUCUGAGCCCCCAGCAGCAGAGCUUGUGUCUCACCUUCCCGUUAGGGUGUUUUGGCCAGGGUAACCUUGUCUCAAAGAAGUUGUACCUGCAGCAAAACUGGCACCUUAGCUUAGAUGAGUGGAACCGAAAGCACUCGUGUUGUAGCGGAAUUACUAAAGCCUCUGGGCAGACAGCAGUCUGCUGGUCGCGAUUUACCUCUGUGAACCUCGAUUGUCUAUGCGGGCGCCCACCCUUUCCCCAUCCUGUCUGCCCUUCUCGAGCCCCUGACACACCACUUAGGGGACCCAGUGCCCAGUUGCACAGCCCUUGGGUCCUGUUUCUGCUGCCUGCUUCCUUGGCCCUGCCGUCGUGGGCUGGGCGUCCCGGGGGCGCUGGGCCACCUGGGGGUAUGUGAGGAUGUCGUAGCGUGUGCCAGAACUUUGUUUCUCUUUAUGGCUGAAUAGUAUCCUGUUGUGCAGAUGGACACAUCGUGUUUGUCCAUCAUCCACUGAUGGGCACUUAAGCUGUCUCCACCUUUUGGCUGUAGUGAACAGUACCACUAUGAGCAUUGGAGUGCACGUAUCUGCGUUGCUGCUUUCAGGUCCCCUGGGGAAUGGACCCUCCUCAGCCCUUCCCCAGGGAGAUCCCGCAUAACGAGAAGCUGCUCUCCCUGAAGUAUGAGAGCCUGGACUAUGACAACAGCGAGAAUCAGCUGUUCUUGGAGGAGGAGCGGCGCAUCAACCACACAGCCUUCCGGACGGUGGAGAUCAAGCGCUGGGUCAUCUGUGCUCUCAUUGGCAUCCUCACCGGCCUGGUGGCCUGCUUCAUCGACAUUGUGGUGGAGAACCUGGCGGGGCUCAAGUACAGGGUUGUCAAGGACAACAUCGACAAGUUCACGGAGAAAGGGGGCCUGUCCUUCUCCCUCCUGCUGUGGGCAACGCUCAAUUCCGCCUUCGUGCUCUUGGGCUCGCUCAUCGUUGCCUUCGUUGAGCCGGUGGCAGCGGGUAGCGGCAUCCCCCAGAUCAAGUGCUUUCUCAACGGGGUGAAGAUCCCCCACGUGGUGCGGCUCAAGACCCUGGUGAUCAAGGUGUCAGGGGUGAUCCUGUCUGUGGUGGGCGGCCUGGCUGUUGGAAAGGAAGGGCCCAUGAUCCAUUCGGGCUCCGUGAUUGCCGCCGGCAUCUCCCAGGGCAGGUCCACUUCGCUGAAGCGCGACUUCAAGAUCUUCGAAUACUUCCGCAGAGACACGGAGAAGCGGGACUUUGUUUCUGCAGGAGCUGCGGCUGGUGUCUCAGCCGCAUUCGGGGCCCCCGUGGGCGGCGUCCUAUUCAGCUUGGAGGAAGGCGCUUCCUUCUGGAAUCAGUUCCUGACCUGGAGGAUUUUCUUUGCCUCCAUGAUCUCCACUUUCACCCUGAACUUUGUGCUCAGCAUCUACCAUGGGAACAUAUGGGACCUCUCCAGCCCAGGCCUCAUCAACUUCGGGAGGUUCGACACUGAGAAAAUGGUGUACACCAUCCACGAGAUCCCCAUCUUCAUCGCCAUGGGCGUUGUUGGGGGUGUCCUCGGGGCUGUGUUCAACGCCUUGAACUACUGGCUGACGAUGUUCCGGAUCAGGUACAUCCAUCGGCCCUGCCAGCAGGUGAUUGAAGCCGUGCUGGUAGCUGCCGUCACUGCCACGGUGGCCUUUGUGAUGAUCUACUCCUCCCGGGAUUGCCAGCCCCUGCAGGGGAACGCCAUGUCCUACCCACUCCAGCUCUUCUGUGCGGACGGCGAGUACAACUCAAUGGCUGCUGCCUUCUUCAACACCCCAGAGAAGAGCGUGGUCAGCCUGUUCCACGACCCUCCAGGCUCCUACAACCCCCUGACCCUCGGCCUCUUCACCCUGGUCUACUUCUUCCUGGCCUGCUGGACCUAUGGGCUGACUGUGUCUGCCGGCGUCUUCAUCCCCUCCCUGCUCAUCGGGGCUGCCUGGGGUCGCCUCUUUGGCAUUUCCCUGUCCUACCUCACGGGUGCUGCAAUCUGGGCAGACCCUGGCAAGUAUGCCCUGAUGGGAGCCGCCGCCCAGCUUGGCGGGAUUGUGCGGAUGACGCUGAGCCUGACAGUCAUCAUGAUGGAGGCCACCAGCAACGUCACCUACGGCUUCCCCAUCAUGCUGGUCCUCAUGACAGCCAAGAUUGUGGGUGACGUCUUCAUUGAGGGCCUGUACGACAUGCACAUCCAGCUGCAGAGCGUGCCCUUCCUGCACUGGGAGGCCCCAGUCACCUCACACUCGCUCACAGCCAGGGAGGUGAUGAGCACACCUGUUACCUGUCUGAGGAGGAGGGAGAAGGUCGGUGUCAUCGUGGACGUCCUCAGCAACCCGGCAUCCAACCACAAUGGCUUCCCUGUGGUGGAUGACGUGGACAACACCCAGCCCGCCAGGCUGCAGGGCCUGAUCCUGCGUUCCCAGCUCAUUGUCCUCCUGAAGCACAAGGUGUUCGUGGAGCGCUCCCACCUGGGCCUGGUGCAGCGCAGGCUAAGGCUGAAGGACUUCCGUGAUGCCUACCCCCGCUUCCCGCCCAUCCAGUCCAUCCAUGUGUCCCAGGACGAGCGCGAAUGCACCAUGGACCUGUCGGAGUUCAUGAACCCUUCCCCCUACAUGGUGCCCCAGGAGGCAUCUUUGCCACGGGUGUUCAAGCUUUUCCGGGCCCUGGGCCUCAGGCACCUGGUGGUGGUGGACAACUGCAAUCAGGUGGUGGGGCUGGUGACCAGGAAGGACCUUGCGAGGUACCGGCUGGGCAGAGGUGGCCUUGAGGAGCUCUCGCUGGCCCAGACAUGAGGCAUCUGCUCUCACGGGCCUGGCAUCCCUGCCCCAUGUGCCCCUCUCACCUCCUCUGGUAUCUCUGGUCUCGUGCCGAAGCCUGCUCCCCAGCCCUCAGUGGAAGAAGGAAGUCCUUCUAGCUCCCAGAGCCGCCGCAGAUGGCCAGGCAUUCCCCCGGAACUCCUCACACAACGUGUGCCUCCCAGCGCCCCUCACUGGCUCCAAGGGUGAUUCUCUUCCCGCUAUCUGCGCCUCACGGGAGUCACACGUGUGCCACGAUGUCCAGCUGUUCUUUCCUUCCUGCUGUGCACCCUCACCAUCUGGGGAGGGUGCAUGUGUGAGUGUGAGAGCGUGAGUGUGUGGGCAUAUGUGUGAGAAUGUGAGUGUAGGGUGGAAUAUGUAACUGUAUAUGUGUGUUGGGAGUGAGUCUGUGUGUGAGUUUAUGCAUAUGAGUGUGAGUACAUGGGGGGGCUUGUAGGGUGUAUGAGAAUUUGUAUGAGUUCAGAGUGUGUGCGCAUGUGUGUGUAUGUGUAUGCCUGUGAGAGACUGAGCUGGGGUCCCCGCUGCUGCUGCUACUCUGUGACGCCAGGGCUUCACUCACUGUGAUCCCAGGGCCUGUCCUCCCUGUGACCCCAGGGCCUGCACUCUCUGUGACCCCAGGGUCGGCCCCACUCUUUGUGACCCCAGGGCCCUAUCCUCUGUGACCCCAGGGCCCCACUCUCUGUGUUCCUGUUAGCACACAGACAGUUAUGUGGCCUUCCGGUGUCCCUGACUCCCGGCACCAUGGCUGGGAGGCUCCAGCCUACUUGCCUUGGCCACAGGCACAGUCUUGGCUGGCAGUGCGGUGGUGACUUGUGGCCACCGUGGAUGCUCCUGGCCUGGCAAAGGCCCCAGCUGAGCAGAGGACCCUGGGAAACGGGGUGGGCCGGGGGCAGCAUCAGGGGCAGGCUCUGUGGAGAUGCCAGCUGUCCCCAGGAUCAUGCACAGGUUCCCUGGUCUGCACCCUGGCCUGGCCUGGGCCUGAGCCAGCCAGCUUCAGGAAACAGUGAGCCCACCUCCUGCUGGGCCACAAGCCUGAGGCCACUAAGCCCUAUGAGCCGUGCCUCAGUGCCAGAGCUGUCAGGGGCACUAGAGGCCCCCAGGGCCAGUGGUGAUGUUAUUUCUGCUGCAGUGGCCACUGGAGGGCCUCUGAGGACCCUGCUCCUGUCAGCCCAGUUAGCCUGGGUAGGGGGUCUGUGCUGCUCUGGGCCAGUUCCAGGAACAUGUGGGUCUGGGUAGUCCUGGUGAGCAUGGAUGGGCUGGGGCUGGUGGUCCCUCGAUUGCUGGUGGCCCCCCAGGGACCCCUGGCUUGUCUCUGUCACUAGGCAGCACAGAUAUUUGGGCUGGUCUGGGCCAGGCCACCGCUCAGGUUCACCUUCAGAGAAGGCUGUGACUUAGAACUCACCCCUUCCUGGGGGCACCACCCUGUGGGCCACUGCAUAGGUGGGGGGUUCUGAAGGUGGAAAUAAAGAACUCAUCCUCGAAAGGCCA